Saprolegnia diclina VS20 is the source of this 510-nucleotide messenger RNA. RefSeq lists its product as hypothetical. Lineage: Eukaryota; Oomycota; Saprolegniomycetes; Saprolegniales; Saprolegniaceae. The coding region runs from base 1 to 510 and encodes 169 amino acids. The record is from RefSeq and is a predicted model, not a curated record. The transcript has a single exon.
AUGACGGCAUGCUACGAAGCGCUUCGAUAUACGCUGAACAACCUCUCAAACACGUACCAACAGCGCUAUGGCAAUUGCCCAUUUUUGCGGGGGCUCUCACUCAACGGCACCUUUCUGGAGGACCUCGCCGCCGACUGUACCUUGUCGCUGACCUGCGCCAAGAUCAUCACGACGGGUUUUUUGAACGAAAGCCUCAUUGGCUGCACCGUGACGGACGUCCGUACCAACUACUCGAUGGCCAUCUCGGACUUUGGCCCGACUUGCUCGUCCCCUACAAAGCUCAGCGCGUUCACAAGAAACCCAACGACCACGCCACGCCCUACAACGACGAGUGCGCCCAAUACGACGGCCGUGGCAACGACGGCGCGGCCACUAUCGACAACAACGGCGACGACCGCCGAGGUGGUCAAGUCCAACGCUACCAAUGUGACGAGCUUCGCAGCGCCGUCCGGGCCAACCGUGAAGGCUACGUGGUCGCUUCUCGUCUGUCUAGCGCUGCUCUUGAUGUAG